Molecule: messenger RNA, 2895 nt
Organism: Drepanopeziza brunnea f. sp. 'multigermtubi' MB_m1
Lineage: Eukaryota; Fungi; Ascomycota; Leotiomycetes; Helotiales; Drepanopezizaceae
Biological process (GO): transcription preinitiation complex assembly; transcription by RNA polymerase III; DNA-templated transcription initiation
Cellular component (GO): transcription preinitiation complex; nucleus; transcription factor TFIIIB complex
Molecular function (GO): TBP-class protein binding; RNA polymerase III type 3 promoter sequence-specific DNA binding; RNA polymerase III general transcription initiation factor activity
Source: RefSeq, a predicted model, not a curated record
AUGGCGCCUCCAAAGAAACCUAAGAAGGUGAAUCCCCUCCGCAACCGAGUCCCGAUCAAAGAUGCGCCUCCCACCUUGGUCCGUCAAGCUACCGCCGGCGCUGCUGCCCGGGCCAAAGCUGCCGCCCUGCCUCCGCGCAGGCCAGCGUGCCCCAAUAAGGAGUGUCACGACCCCGACAUCCAAGAUGGCAUCUGCCACAAUUGUGGUUUCGUGGUCGACGACUCGAACAUUGUCUCCGAGAUCACCUUUGGCGAGAACUCAGCCGGGGGUGCCGUCGUCCAGGGGAGUUUCGUCAGUGCCGAUCAGGGUGGUGCUCGUACCAUCGGCCCUGGCUUCAAGCGAGGCGGAGGAGACAACCGGGAAAACACUCUUCGAGAAGGUCGUAAUGCUAUACAGGGUAUGGGUGCGCAACUCGGCAUCCGCGAGUCCACCAUUCAGAACGGCGUGCAGAUCUUCAAGCUGGCCGCCAUGAACAACUUCAUCCAAGGUCGUCGGAUGGAGCAGGUCGCCGCCGUCUGUCUCUACAGUGCCUGUCGGAAAGACAGCCCGUGCAGAAUCAUGCUCAUUGAUUUUGCGGAUUUGGUCCAGACCAACGUAUUCAAGCUGGGUUACACAUUCAAGAAGCUCCACGAUACUAUCGCAAUUGCCAAAGCGGGUAUCCAGCCAGUCCUGCCCGAAGACUUGAUCUUUCGGUUUGCACAAAAACUCGAGUUCGGUAAUCAGAUGACCAAGGUGGCUGAGGAUGCCGUUCGCAUGGUUCAACGGAUGAGCUUGGAUUGGAUGGUCAUGGGUCGACGGCCAUCGGGGGUCUGCGGCGCCUGUCUUAUUCUUGCCGCGCGCAUGAACAACUUCCGCCGAACUAUUACCGAGGUCGUCUACAUCGUCAAGGUCACCACGCACACGAUCCAGAAGCGUCUGGAAGAGUUCAAGCAGACUCCUUCCAGUGCCUUGACUGUGGAGGACUUCCUGAACAACGAGUUCUUGGAGACGUGUCACGAUCCUCCGUCGUAUUACGAGAAGACGGAGGCAUUCCUAAAGACCAAAAAGCGCCGCAAGCGCAAGGCAGCCCAUGAUGCGGCCGAGGACUCGGGAGACGAGAACGAAGGUACCGAGAGCGCAACUCCGGACCCGAAGCGUCGAAAGACCGCCGGUACCGAAGCUGCAGGUGCAGACUCCGAGAUGCCCGGUGCGCCUUCGGAUACACCGGCAAGCUCUCCUCAAGCAUCGGCUUCCGAGACCCUAUCAGGCCCCCAAGCCACGGCUCCCAGCACUCAACAAAUCACAAGUGCUCCUGCCACCUCGCAGUCUGCGGACCCAGAGGUCCGGCGCGAUGCCGAAGGAUUUGUCAUUCCGCCACUGCCGGUUCAGUCACACGACCGUCUUAUCGAUCCCGAACUCAUCGAAUCUCAGAUAGCGGACAAGACGGAGACAACCCUUGAACAGCUUGCCUUGCUGGAUGAAGAGGCCGCUGCAGCCGCUGCAGAGGCAAGCCAUGAAGCAAGUUCUAAGAGUGGUGUCAUUGUGCCGGGACUGCGAAGCAACUCGAAGUCUAUCUACGUGCCAGACAAUUGGUCUGCCAGCGAGCAAGAGAUGGAGGAUCAAAUCAGCGAAAUGAUCUCUGAUCCCGAUGCCGUCGCUCGCGCAGAAGAGGCAGUGAGAGACCAUGAAGAAAAAAUGCGACUCGCCGGUCGAAGACCAAAUGUUGAUCCAGACGCCAACGCCUGUCGAGAUGCCACACCCAGUCGAGACGAAACACCCAGUCAAUACGCCAGUCCGAAUCGAGAUCCCACCCCCAAUCGAGUUGAAUCUAAUGCCAGCGAAUAUAGCCCCUCGCCAGAGCCAGAACCGCGCGAAUCGUACGGAGAAGAGAUCAUGGCCCCCAAUAGCGGUGAAGAGCACGCCACACUGUUCGCCGAGGCUUCGAAGCGCGCUGCUGAACAUUUGAAGGCUUUUUGGAAAGCUAACCCCCCAAAGGGCAUCAGCGUGGAUGCCAUAAUCGGAGAGGACGAGUUCGCGGGCGACCCCGAGGUAGAGUACUGCAUGCUGUCCGCCGCAGAUACUGCUAAGAAGGAGAAAGUCUGGUCCAACGACAACAAAAGCUGGCUGCGAGCCCAGCAGGUCAAGGAUUGGGCCAAGAAGAACGCGGCUAAGGGACCACAGAAAGCCAAGCGUACCCGUAAGCCGAAGCCUAGAAUUGGAGAGGGUCAGACGAGUGCAGCUAGUAGUCCAGGAGAAGCUGCCGUCGCGGCUCUCAAGGAACGUGCUUUCUCGAAGAAGAUCAACUACGACGCCAUCAACUCCAUGUUCGCAGGUAUUAGCAAGCUCAAGGAUAAAGACGCCCUCGGCAGCGCGGCCACGAGUCGACUCACUUCUCGGGCUGGCAGUGUGGUUUCGGAGCUCUCCGAUGCCGAAUCUACCAUGUCCGGUGUUGCUGGUAGUGUAGCCGGUAGCGAGAUGGACGUCGACGAUGGCACUGGCAUCGCCUUGGUCGGCAACGCACACAUCCCCAAGCGAAGCCGCCGGAAGCCAGGUCCCCAUCUCAAGCCAGGACCCAAGGCGGGAUACAAGAAGGCCAGUGCCCCCGAGCCCGAGCCCGAGCCCGAAAUUGACGAAGAAGAUGGUGAUGAUGACGAUUACAUCAAACCUACUUCCGCCCCCGCUGAAGACGACGACGAGAACGAUGCGGUGGAUGACUGGCGCUCGAACCUGAAGAAGAGCCAGAAGGCACAGGCGGCUGGGGACGAGGAGGAAGAGUACGAGGAUAACGAGGUUUAUGAUGAUCUGGGAGGCAUCGACGCCGGUGGCGUCGGGGACUUUGACGAUACGAAUUUCGGGGACGGCACUGGCUAUGGGGAAUAUGAAGAUGAACCCUGGGCUGGCGGCGACUUUGACUAG